Messenger RNA from Ochlerotatus camptorhynchus, 858 nucleotides. It is a transcript of the gene mRpL10, whose product is annotated as mitochondrial ribosomal protein L10. The coding region runs from base 39 to 803 and encodes 254 amino acids. Lineage: Eukaryota; Metazoa; Arthropoda; Insecta; Diptera; Culicidae. Gene Ontology annotation, cellular component: mitochondrial large ribosomal subunit. The transcript is spliced from 2 exons. Gene Ontology annotation, molecular function: structural constituent of ribosome. The record is from RefSeq and is a predicted model, not a curated record. Gene Ontology annotation, biological process: translation.
GCUGUUUUACGCAAGAGGUUUACAGAGAGUUAGUGAAAAUGUCGAAUUUUAUGCAGAAAGCCUUACUUCAGUCCCGCCUGCCGCUGGUCAGUUUCAAACGUUUUCGCGGAAAGAUCAACAUUCAGCGACCUCGGAAGCCGCAUUACGAACGAGCCCGUGUGCUCGAUUUAGUAAAGCCGGUUUACAAACAACCGGAUUUCAAUGCACCGUGUGUCGAUGCGGGACGUACACAAAUUGCCCAGAAGAUUGAAAACCCUUACGAAAAGAUUAUUGCCCGUGAAGUCCGGAACUGGUUGGAUCACAGUAAAAUGGUUGCAUUCAUUCACCUGAAUUCCAUCAAGCAGGAGGAUUUCUUCAAAGUCCAAGUUGCUUUGCACCGCCUUCAAAUGAACGUUAAAAUAUACGGAAAAUCGAUUAUCCAGCAGGCCGUCGAUGGAACGCAAUAUGAACCGAUUCAAUCACUGUUCGAUGUGAAAACGGCGAUGAUUUUCUGUCCCGAUGAAGCGAAAAUUCGACAGUUGUUGAAUGUGCUUAAGAAGGCACCGCAAUUCGUGCUACUGGCGGGUAUUAUUCAGGGUCAGUUUCUAAGUAAGAAUGAAUUCAUCGGUUAUGCUUCCUUACCGGAUCUGACGACGGCACGGGCUCAGCUGACUGGCGUGCUGUAUAGUGCCGGAGCGAAGAUUGUUAGCGACCUGGAGUGCCAUCAGAAUCAGCUGGUUAACGUACUAGAAUCGUAUGUGCGACACGAACAUGAAAAGAAUGAUAGUCCAAGCACCAAAACAACAGAGGGAACUGACGGUUAGAGCGAUGAGUUUGGCAGUUCCAAAUAGUUUAAUAAAGUUGUUUAACUGUAGAAAA